Molecule: messenger RNA, 8132 nt
Organism: Acanthochromis polyacanthus (spiny chromis)
Lineage: Eukaryota; Metazoa; Chordata; Actinopteri; Pomacentridae
Product: 5-hydroxytryptamine receptor 7
Exons: 2
Coding region: 479-1963 (494 amino acids)
Biological process (GO): circadian rhythm; vasoconstriction; smooth muscle contraction
Cellular component (GO): membrane
Molecular function (GO): G protein-coupled serotonin receptor activity
Source: RefSeq, a predicted model, not a curated record
CCCAGGAGAUUUUGCACCAUGUGCAUCGUUAGUGUGGAUGUUCCGAUAGCUGAUCGGCAGCCUAUAGGCGACCCAACAUGUCUUUUGACGUCACACGCCAACUUUUCAGAUAUAUAUAUGCGCGCAGGGCGGUUUGGAAGUUUCUGUCUUUCUGCACACAGGGCUGGAAAGUGGGAGCCGUAGCCAGGUACAAGCCACAGACAGGAGGAAAUGAAAUCGUAUUUUAUGGGUCAGGUAUUUUGGGAAUAUGCCUGCGGCGCGCCACGUGCGUAAUGACGAGUCUACCUCUAAAUAGGAGAAUUAAGGCGUCGAGGUUUUUUGAAGAGAAAGAGAGCAUGUCAGUAUAGUUUAUCCUGAGGGGGGCUGUGGAACAGGGAUUACUCACUCCUCACAGCAACACCGGCACAUCUGUGCGCGUCUAUGUCACCACCGGACGGGUCUCCAAGUCCAUGGAUAAAAAAGAACAGGCGGCAGCAGAAUGGUUGUUGUGGGAGCAAGUAACGGAACUUUCGGUGGUGGCAACAUGAGGUCGUCGUUCAUGAUAGAGGAUCGAGUCGGUGGCAGGGAUCCCGGGGACUCCACCAACAUGAUGAUCUCGGAAGCUCUUGCGCCCCGACUGCUGAAGAUUGCGCAGGGCGCCGCAGAGGCUGCGGCAGCAGCGGCAGCAGCCACUUCUCCGUCCACCUCCAGUCAGCCGCAGGUCAUGGAGACGAACGGGACCCGGUGCGGCGAGCAGAUCCUGAGCUACGGCCGGGUGGAGAAGGUCCUGAUCGGUGGGGUCCUCACCAUGCUCACGCUGUCCACCAUCUGCGGGAACUUACUGGUGGUCAUCUCCGUGUGCUUCGUCAAGAAGCUGCGCCAACCGUCCAACUACCUGAUCGUGUCUCUGGCCGUGGCGGACCUGUCGGUGGCUCUGGCCGUGAUGCCGUUCGUCUCCAUCACGGACCUGAUCGGGGGUCAGUGGAUAUUCGGACAGUUCUUCUGUAACGUUUUUAUCGCCAUGGAUGUGAUGUGCUGCACCGCGUCCAUUAUGACUCUGUGCGUAAUAAGCAUUGACAGGUAUUUGGGCAUCACCAAACCCCUGACGUAUCCGGUCCGUCAGAACGGCUGCUGCAUGGCCAAGAUGAUCCUGUCAGUGUGGCUGCUCUCUGCCUCCAUCACCCUCCCUCCUCUGUUCGGCUGGGCGCAGAACGUCAAUGACGGCCGGGUCUGCCUCAUCAGCCAGGACUUCGGCUACACCGUGUACUCAACGGCCGUGGCCUUCUACAUCCCCAUGUCGGUGAUGCUCAUCAUGUACUACAGGAUCUACCGGGCGGCCAAACUCAGCGCCGCCAAGCACACCAUCACCGGCUUCCCCAGAGAGCGGGAGCACCGAGCAGGGGCGGCUCCGCGAGGGGGCCGAGGGGUGCCGGACGCCCAGCAGCCUGCGGAGUCUGGGGAGACGGGAAGCGUGGAGGGGACGGAGGUGGACCAGGAGGCCGAGGAGGAAGAGGAGGAGAGUUUGGACUGCGUGGCGGCGGCACUGAAGCUCCAGCGGGAGGUGGAGGAGGAGUGCAGCACCCGAGUGUCCCGCCUCCUCAAGACCGGCGAGCACCACCAGCGCCGGAAGAGGAAAAACCAGUCAAUCUUCAAGCGGGAGCAGAAGGCCGCUGCCACGCUGGGCAUCGUCGUCGGUGCUUUCAGCUUCUGCUGGCUGCCGUUCUUCCUGGUGUCCACCGCCAGGCCGUUCGUCUGCGGCGUGGAGUGCAGCUGCGUGCCGCUGUGGCUGGAGAGGACGCUGUUGUGGCUCGGCUAUGCCAACUCCCUCAUCAACCCCUUCAUUUAUGCGUUUUUCAACCGCGAUCUGAGGACCACCUACAGUAACCUCCUGCGGUGCCGCUACAGGAACAUCAAUCGGAAGCUGUCGGCGGUUGGCAUGCACGAGGCUCUGAAACUGGUGGAGAAGCCAGAUGCUGAAGUGUAGAGCUGCAGGUUCUGCCAAUCGACCAACGGGGGGGAGGAAGACUGUGGCACACUGCCAUCACGCUGCCGGACUGGUUAUUUCCCCAAACUUGUGAAGCCAGAAGAGGCAGGAUGCUGUGAUUAGAUGGAUCCACAUGAAGGCGCACAGAUGAGGUUUUAUUCUGGGAGAUUGAUAAAAGAAGAAAAAGAGGAAAAGUUGAGCUGUGUGUGUUGCAGAUUGAUGAAAAACAACUGAAUGAUUCUUCAGCGCAUCGUGAAGUCCAACAAUUGUAACCACGGUCGCUGUCUUGGAGCAUUCAGAGCUCUGUUUUGCACAUGGCGUCGCUGCAAAAGCUACCGGAGCUCUUCGACUUUGUUCUAAGCUGCUGUCGUGGGUGGAAAUAACUCUUUUAAUUCCAAUUUGAGCCAAGGAAAACUUGCCCUCACAAACAAACCUGGAGGAGCUUAAGCGGCCCACGAGGCUAAAACACCAAAUGUAUUCACCUUGGGUCCUUGGUCAGCACAGCGACACUGUUUUUCACUGCUUCUAAAUGUGGACAACAACAAGUGGACAAAAUAGGAUUAAAACUCCACUGACAUGUAAAAAAUAAUGUACACAAGUCUGUUUCUGGGACAAACUGUUCCAAUGUGUUGGACCUGGUACCAGUUUCUGAUUUCACUACAUCCCUUUUCCUUCUGCUCAAGUCACGGCUGCCCCCUUUAUGUUGAGAAUCAGUUUACAGGAUGAUCAUUUUUGUGAUGAACAAACGAGCAUUUUUAGAAUCUAUGAUUGUGUAGGAGUCAACGAGCUGGAGAUAAAGACCUGAAAAGAUCAUUUAGGACACUUUCUGAAUGUGUCUGUGCCUUGUCCUGCGUCACCGAUUAGGGCCAAGAGUCUCCUUUCAAACUAUGCAUGACGUGUUUUGGGUUUAACAAAGUGCGGGAAAGAGCUACGGAGGAUUUUAAGCUACUUCCUGGUGAUCUUUCUUAUUUCUACUGACACAACAUGCAUUGUUGCUUCAUCAACAACCCCCAAACCCCAAACUUAUGAAUGAAAAACUGGCUAAAGUGGUGAAUUUAAACAUUAGAGGAGCUGGCACCUGCAAACGCUCCUGAAAAAUGGUUUAAAAUCUUCACUACUUUCUACAGGAAUAAAUAAAACUUUCUUAAUAUUAUUUAUGAAAUGUUAAAUACUACAAAUUCAGGUUAAUCUCCAUCAUCAGGACAUUCUAUGUUAAUUAGAUUUGGUUGUUUGACUUGACUUUUGCCUCUUUUGAUUCCAAAGGUGCACAAAAAUCCUCUUUAGACUGUCAACAGCCCCAAAAACCCUAAAAUAAUUUAAAUAAUGCUAAUUAAAAAGUGGAUAAAAUUACUUUUUUGGCAUUAGAGAAGCUGGCACCUGCAAAAUGCACCUGAAAAAAUGGUUUCAAAUCUUCAAUAUGUUCUACAGGAUUAAAUAAAUCUUCCUAAUUAUUAUUUAUUAAAUAUUCAACACUGAAAAAUAGUUAAUCUGCUUCAUCACGAUGAUCUGGGUCAAUCAGAUUUGACUGAUUGAUUGGAUUUUUGCCCGUUUUGCCUCAAACAACGCACAAAACUAAGAUCACAAUGACACAACAGUGACACAGCAGACAUUAUUGUCAAAAAUAAUGAAUUAACGCUAAUAAAGAACUGGAUAAAGUGGCUAAUUCAUUCAUUGGAGAAGCUGGGACCUACAAAAUGCACCUGUAAAAAAGGUUUUAAAUCGUCAACAUUUUUCUACAGCAUUAAGCAACCACACUGAGACACAACAUUGUUAUUUAUUACAGUUUAACAAUAAAAAUUUAUGUGGAUCUGCUUCAUCAGGACACUCUGGGUUAAUUAGAUUUGAUUAACUGAUUAGAUUUUGUACAUUUUGAUUCAAAUGAUGCACAAAAACCUGCUUUAAAUUGGGGAGCAAAUAAAAUGGGAAAGAAAUUCUCCAAAAUCACAAACAUAUUUGUCAUUUAGAAAUCUUUUUCAAUGACAUAACAUUGAUUGUUGCCUCAUCAGCCCCCAAGCCCUAAAAUUCUGAAUUAACACAAAGUGGCUAAUUUUGGCAGAGAAGAAGCUGGUACCUGCAGAUGCACCUAAAUAAAUGGUUUACAGCAUUAAGCAAUCACAAAAAAACACAUGAAUUGUUAUUUAUUUAGUGUUUAACUCUUAAAAUAUAAGUGAAUCUCCUUCAUCAAGACACUUUGGGUUAGUUAGAUUUCAUUGAUUUGAUUUUGGCCCCUCAAAUGGUGCAUAAAAAUAAUAAAAAAAAGGGAAAAAAUCUAAAUUUUUGUAAAUUUGUUCUCUUUUCAGUGACACAACCCCAAACCAAAAACAAUAAUGCACCAUGACUGAUAUAAAACAGAAUAAAGCUGCUAAUUUUGGCAUUAGAGAAACUUGUAGCUGCUAAUGGAGCUAAAAACUUGGUUUCAAAUCCUCAGUUUUCUUUCUACCGCCUUAAAUAAUCAUGACAAAACUGCUCUUCAUUAUUUACUGCUUAAAUCUAAAAAAUGUACAUUAAUCUGCUUCAACAGGACACUGGGUUUAUUAGAUUUUUGUCCUUUUUGACUGAAAUUAUGCACAAAAAUCCCCCUUUUCCAAAGCAAAUAAACUGAAAAAGUUACAAAAAAAUGUCAAUCAGUCCUCUAUUGAUUGUUUACUCAUGGAAGCAUUUAGGUUAAUUAUUUGACUUCCGGUGUGUUGAUGAAAUUAUAUUGAUCACCUCUUCACCCGCUGCUGCUGUUAUUGAGUUUUACGUGAUGGCAGAUGCUCAUUACAGCAGCGAAGGAUCUAACGUGGACGUCUCUGGGGAAGUUAAGGCCUGGAGAAGGAAUCUGAUUUGGAUUUAAGAGAGCACAUUUCACUGCUGCACUUCCCUCAGAGAUCAGGAGAUCACUGUAAAGCACAGGUUUAAGCUGUGGUGGAGUAAACCGGAGCAGGUUAUUGUAUAUCUUCUUUUCCUUUCGGCUUUUCCCUUCAGGGGUCGCCACAGCGAAUCAAAUGCCUCCAUCUAACCCUGUCUUCUGCAUCCUCUUCUGUCACACCAACUACCUUCAUGUCCUCUUUAACCACAUCCAUAAACCUCCUCUUUGGUUUUCCUCUAGGCCUCCUGCCUGGCAGUGGGAAAAUCAGCAUCCCUCUACCAGGUUAGCAGGAGCAGGUUAUUGUAUUUGCACUAGGGUUAUAACUUUUUGAACUUUUUAUUUUCCAAAAUCAAAGUCCUGCAUCAUGAUUGGAUGAACUUUUUGGUAUAAUUGAAGAACCCAAACUCCAUUUUCAACACCCCCGAAACAAAAAACUGUUAAAUAAACAUUACAGCCAAUGAUAUGAAAUGCGAAACCGUGCUAAGUUAUCACAAGGGCCAUUACAAGUCAAUAUGACUGAGAAUGGACCAAUGAUAAGUUGUACUGCCAUCAUAAUAUACUGGAGUAUCAGUUUCUAUUCUUGCUUUCACGUUAUAAGCCAUGUAAAUUUGGGGAAAUCUCUCUCCUUUAGUAGUGCUAUAUUGUAGCCUUCAGCUUUCCCAGAAUCCUGGAGCUUCAGUUUCACUGUAUAAGCCAUGUAGAGUCUACAUGGCUUAUACAGCUUAUACAACGAAUAAAACGACAAAAACAAGACAAAAAGUUAAACGAGACAAGUGAGACCAAAACCAACAAAAAACAACACAAAAUGACUAAAACAAGACAAAAAACACAAGCAAGACGAGACAAAACAAAAAACAGAAUAAUUUGACAGAAUAAUUACAAAGCGAGAAAAAAAUGGACAAACAGCGAAAACGAGACAAAAAAUUACACAAAUGACACAAACAAGACCAAAAGUGACAAGCAAGAAACAAAAUGACAAAAAGUAGACAACACAAGUGAGACAAAAAAAACACAAAAUAAUGCAAACAUUACACAAAACAACGAAUAAAGCAAAACACAUAAUGACAAAAAUGAGACAAAAAAGGAAAGAAAACAACAAAACUGAGACAAAUGUCAAAAGUCAGACAAAAAGCAACAAAAACAAAACAAAAUAUUACAAAAAUGAGACACAUAAUGACAAAAGAACAAUGAGCACUCUAGUACUUUUUGAUGAGAACAACUUGUCAUGCUCUAGAAAUGAUUUACAAUUUACAGGUUGCAGUUAAUGUCUUCUCUUUAAUUUUUACACUUUACAAAGUCAUCCUGCGAGCCAGAUUGGACCCUCUGGUGGGUCGGUUUUGGCCCGAAGAACGCAUGUUUGACACCCCUGACGGAGAUGCCUACAAGUUUGCCAAAAUGAAAUGCUGGCGUUGGCUUUGAUCGCUGCAAAACCACACAAAUUAAACAAGAAAACUUUAUAAUUUCAUCCGGUAUGUGUGAGUGUGGAGGAUCUGUGGGAGCAAAACCUCUUUAAGAAAGUCAUCUUCUGCUGUCAGAGUUUACGCUUCUGCAGAGUCAGAAAGAAUUCGUUGAGAUCCGCUGAACUGGGCUCGCUCUGGGCUCGCUGCCGUCGUGGCUCAGCUCCAUUUCCUGUCAUAAAGAUAGGGAGGACAGCUGCCAGGGGAUAUGAGCAGGACUGCAUGUUUCAAAAAGAGCAUCCCGAAGCUCAAACUGAACCGAUAUCACGUGAAAUGUGCUCGAGAACCAAAGGUACUGUUAACCUGACAGAAUGUCUGGAAGAUGCUGUGACUCUGGUGGAAAUAGAGCAAAAGAGAACAUGUUGGGAACGAGACAGAAAAGAGGAAAGAUGUGUUAAAUAGAAGGUAGAAAAGCACCUAAACUGGCAUUCAGUCGCCGUCUGUCAGCUGUCAGUGCAGCCGAAUGCUUCCUCCCACUGAAAGGAGUCGUAUUUAAAAGCUUUUUUCCCUCCGAGCUGCACUUUUCAAGCCUGAGCGACCCCUAAAACACUGGAGGUGGUCAGAUGCAAGUAUCAGAUCUAACCGGUCACCUUAGCGGAUAACGGCGCUAAAAUAAACAGCAGCAGAAUCUCUGUCUCUUUUUAAGUUUUGUUUAACCUUUACUGUUUUUUAAAUGUUAUUUGAUGACUCAAAGAUAUACCAAUUACUCAAAAAUUGAGCUUUUUUAAUUGACAAAACACUCAAAAUAGACCAAUUUUUGUUCUUUUCAAUCAAAUAUUGUCUUUUUUUCUGCAUCUUUUCUUGUGAUUGAUGUUUACUUCUUGUGAAAUGCUGAAAAAACAUUAAACCUAAGAGGGCAAAAAUCGAUUUGUGGUUACACCUUUAGCAAGAUGUUACAGAUAAGAGUCAGAAACCAGUGAGAAAAUGUUGAUGAGAUCAGUGUCAGUGUCACGUCAACCAAAAAUAUAAUUAUCCACAGACCUGACAGCUGCCAAACAGAAGACACCACGAGGUUUUGUUCGCAUAAAUCCUUUAUCUGACCUGAAAACGCUCUCAGAAAACGACUCGAGAUGUGAAGAGAAAAUUGGUUGAAGAAUGGGAAGUGAUCCUUUUUCUAAUAGAUACUCGUGUAAUUUCGUGCCAAUUUCGUGCCAAGAGGGCGUCCUAAUCAUGAGCUACUUAUGACCCGGAGAAGUCGAGCUCUUGAGCAUUUAACCACCUUUUCAUAAUAUAAAGUACCUGAACCAAAGGGGAUGUUGCUCGCUGAGAUUAUACGCCGCUGAUUUUGCAGGACCUCGCUGCCGUCAUCAAACACAACAAAGAGGGGCGACACUGCUUUUUUUAGCCGCUGUUUACUGACAUGUAUAUAUGGUGUGAAACUGAUGUACAUAUAUUAUGAUGACAUUAAAAAAAAGAGAAAGGACUCCGUUGCUCCCCGGUGACCACAACAGCUGGGCUUAACGUCCCAUUAAGCCCAGCAGGAGAAGUUUUAUGGGAUUAAUCUGCACACAUGUGAUGCGUCUUUGGCCAAUCAAACGGCUGGCUUCCUUGUAUAUCAGCACAUUCACGUGGAAAAGACAGUAAAAACAUGUCGUUCUCGUCAGGGUGUUGGUGCAUUCUUACGUUUUUACUUGAACUGCAGGACCUUUUAUAAGCAUCGACCAUGAAGCUUAGUACUGAAACCAUGAAGUAAGAUCUAUGUGAAGCAGUGAAAUGGAAUUUAAGAAGAACAACGUAGUGAUGGAAGCAAAGCUGCUUAAAAUGUAAAUAUAUUUGAAAGUCUGUACAGUUUUAUCAGGGUGCUGAGUGAUGAGCGAAUGUUUGCUCGAAUGAAUCAUUAAAAAAACACUUAAACAUGAAA